This is a messenger RNA of Symsagittifera roscoffensis, 1180 nucleotides long. RefSeq lists its product as uncharacterized. The transcript has 3 exons. Bases 226 to 1029 code for a protein of 267 amino acids. The record is from RefSeq and is a predicted model, not a curated record. Lineage: Eukaryota; Metazoa; Xenacoelomorpha; Acoela; Convolutidae.
GAUACGGUUUUAGAGCGUGUUUUGGCUUUAACUGAUGCGUUACUUGAUCAGUCGACUAGUUAGUUAUACAAAUUACAUUUUGGUGCAAAAAUUAAAACAACCAAAGAAUCACAUGUGUUUUGUCACAGUCAACGUGAACAAUAAGGCCUGAGAUUUCGUGUUUUUAUAGUGGGCGGGUACAAUUGCUGGCCGAUAAAGUGCAUUAUACGUCAAAGUUAAUUCAAUAUGGGGUCUUGGGGGAUGCCGGACAAGCCGGAGCAUCUGGAUAUGGGGCACCAGAAAAUGUCGCAUGUCGAGCUGGAGAUGCUCACAGAUAGACUUCUCAAUCCAUCUAGUCAGCGAAAGACUGCGGGAGGAGGUAGGAGACAGAUGAGAUUCGCCACCUCGGAUCACGACUCCAUCUACGACACAGACAACCAGUCCAAUUCAGAAGAACAUGAUGCAUUUGGAGCAUGGGAGGGGGAAGGGGAAGGGUACUCUGCGUUCUUGUCUAGGGAGUCCAGACCAAUCACUAGAUCCGUCACAAGAGGGUCCAGAUUCUCCAGCAACUUAUACGAAGACAGUGGAUCAAACCGCAGAGCUACGCCUUUUAAAGGGACAAAACCAAUGACAGCUGAUGAAUUGGCUUCGUCCAUACACCGACUCGCCUCUUCAGUCGGAACGCGACGGGGAAAAACCGCCGGAGGCAAUGACUCAUCACACAAUCGAGGAAUGUCGGCAAAUGAUUGGCGAGAACGGGACAGUGAUAGUCGGAUUAUGCCGCUCGGACAACAACCGAUGGAUGCUCAAAGAAUCAGCGACUUAGUAAUACGAUUGACCACUCCUAAGAGCAGCCACUCUUCUAGGUCCAGAGACACUUUGCCCAGCAUCCGAAGAGUGAACCAAAAGCCGAUGUCUGCACUGCAAUUGGCAACUCUCACUGAUCGACUGAACCGGUGCUCAGAAGCAGUCGACGCCCAGAGGAUUCCCAAGCCAAACCAGAGAAGAUUUGGAAUAGUAAACUCGUUUAUGUGGAAAGGGUGGAACUAAAAAAGGAUCCCUACAUAGAUGAUUGCUGAUAUGAAAAUUCACUUUGACCGAACCCGUGUUCUAUUAUGUUUUGUUAUAUAAAUAAUUUUAAGAUUGAAUUAUUUGUUAAGCCAAUAAAAAUAUAACUAGUAUAUUUGAUCAAAUAUUGGGA